CGGCGGGGGUUUCCCUCUUGCCUCCCUCGGCUCCUCAGCAGCUGCGCCUCAGAGAUGAGCAGGAUGAGCUGAGGGCAGCCCGCUAGCUGCAGCUCACGGUCGGGACCUGCCGAACGUAAACCUGCCGUGCCUUCGGGGAACGCACCACGCUAGCUCGGCUCUGCAGAUGCCUUAAAGAGCUCUCCAGGACGGCACCGGGAGAAUCGGUCUGGAACACUCGUCUUCCGACGGUCUGCUCGAAGGACGCGUUGGCUUGGCUGCGAGAAAGUGAUGUUUUCCUGUGGGACUUGUGGAGGCACCACGAACAAGCCUGUUACAAGAGGAGGAUAAGCUGCCUUUCAGAUCAAGGUUAUUUAUAGCUACUGCCAAAAAAGUAAAGGGCUGUUUUAUUAUUCUUACUGUUCUGGAUUUAACUUAUUUCCCCCCACCCCCCAGGAUUUUCUCCGUGCCUUGGUCAGGACCAUACAAGCCACUGUGGAUUCUGUCUUUUUAAGCUGCCACACCAUGUUUUAUUUAUAAAGGAGAUGGGACCCUGCAAGCCAGCUAAAUGGAUUACAGUUAAGCAGUCAUGUACAGAAGAUAAUGUACUGCCUUCUCUAACACUUGUUCAUUUGAAGGCUUAUUUGGGAGAUUUCAGAUACAGAUUCUGACCUGGAAAAAUAAAUGAAGCCUUCCACUGAAUGUUUGACGUAUUUGGCUACUGCUGGUUUCUGCUAUAAUUUGUUUUUGUGUGACAUUGGGACAUUUCUGUUAUUUUCUUACUGAAGCACUUUAUAUUUUGGGGGGGUGGGAAACCUCAUAUCCAGGUAAAGUCAAAUUUAAACGGAUGCACUGAUUAUGAAUGACCUCAGCCACUUCAUAUCUUAUGAUGUAUAUUUUUGUAUCUAUGCAUCUUAUGCUAAGGGCAAGUUUACUGUUUCUUCAGAUUGCUAGUGGUUUUUAAAUGUUUGCCCUGAAUCUGUGAAAACGGAGGUAUACCUGUGUGAACACUUUCAACAUGGGGAAGCCACUUAGCAGGCCAGACUGUCUGCGUCAGAAUCCUUCAUGUGUUGGCAAAGGGGAAGAAGAUGAAGAUCUAAAUAUUGAAGACUGCUACGUUCCCCAGAGGUCUAUCUAUGACACUGUGCGGCUGAAUGAACAGAUUGAUUCAGGCUCCAAGGGCAGCCUCUCUUCGAGGCAUUUCACAGACCGGACCUUACCCUACAGUCACAGAACACUGGACAUCAGUACUUUGUGCUCCAAUGGUGCCCUUACUUCUUCCAGUGUUUUUGAGCUCCGAAGCCGUGAAGCUAACAAGUUAGAUGAAAAAAUGAUCUUUGAUGCUCUUAAACUGAACAGUGAUAUAAUUCGGACAGCUGGGUUACCCAAAGCAAAGUCUCACACCGAAAAGAAGGAACACAGACGAUCCUGGAGAAUGCUUGUGCCACCCAGCUUUCCAGAUUACACUAAUAGAAGUGAAAGCUCCUUUAAUGAAACUGCUGAUCUGUCAGAGGCAGCUAGACUAGGCAAAUGCAAAUGGGGUACGAAUUCUCUUACCUCGGAAGAGGAUGAUUCUGGUUUGUGCAGCCCUCCAACAGAAAGGGAAGAUAAACAAGACACCACCUUAGCAGAGGAGCAAACUCAAACACGAAGUCUGUCUUCUGCAGAAGAUAUCCAUGUAGUAGGUCAGUUCAGACCGUAUAUCCCAGCAAUUUGCAGAGAGCAGCAAGCCCCACUGCUUGCAAGCAUGAGUGUCCCUGUCAAUGAAAACUGCAGACUGGCUUUGCAUGACAUUUUACCCUCUGGAAAAGUAAAACAAAACAAUGCCCAGACUCCUGAGAGUGAUCAGGAAGAGAUGGAGGGGAAAUACUCUCACUUACAUGGUUUCAAAGAGAAAAUUCUGUCACAUGAAGAUCCUCUUGAAGGCGAUGGAAGAAGUAUGGAUAAAAAUGAAGUGGAAAAUACAUAUGAAGUUUAUGAAGAAACUAAAAUACAAGUCACAACAGUAGAGGAGGAUUAUGUGGAUGAUGUAGUUCCUCAUGUAGAUGUUUGUUACACUAAUGCUGCUGUAAAAACUAGUGACUUGGAUUUUGCAAAAUAUGAAAUUUUAUCUGAUACAGAGGAAUGCAGUGUGGUAUGUACAGGCUCAAAUGAAAUGGCAUUUUCUGUUCAACAGCUUGAAUUAGAUAGUACUGUAAACUGCCCAAAAGUUUUCCCAGAGAGAAAUAAAGGCAGUAUCUGGACUACUGGCAUCCAAGACACCUUGGAUACAGUCUGCAAUGGCCUCUUGUCCAACAAGGUAAUUAGAAAAAGAAUAAUAAUCCGUAGAUUUGUGAAAUAAUUGUAAUAUAACCGUAAAUAUAUUUGUUUAAAACUCUUAAGUUUUGCUAUUAUUGCAAAAACGUAACUUUUAAAAAAAUUAAAAAUUAGGCAGAUGCAGUGAUCUGGGUCAUUGGCAUAGCACACGUGGGGCGUCCAAAAUAGGUGAAAUAGUAUUUCUGACUGGGAAAUGAACUGGGGGCAAAGUCUGAGGGGAGUGAUUGUUACUCCAGCUGUUUCGAGCAGGGCUGUUAUUGCCCAGCUGGUGCCUGUUAUCCCGACGUGGAAUGCAUGUCUGCUCUGUGCUGGGUGAGGCAGUGCCAUUCGAGGGCAGCUCCGGCCCCAGUGUUCA
Messenger RNA from Sturnus vulgaris (Common starling), 2650 nucleotides. NCBI's taxonomy places the organism in Eukaryota, Metazoa, Chordata, Aves, Passeriformes, Sturnidae. The record is from RefSeq and is a predicted model, not a curated record.